This is a messenger RNA of Phytophthora sojae, 855 nucleotides long. RefSeq lists its product as hypothetical. Bases 1 to 855 code for a protein of 284 amino acids. The transcript is spliced from 3 exons. The record is from RefSeq and is a predicted model, not a curated record. NCBI's taxonomy places the organism in Eukaryota, Oomycota, Peronosporomycetes, Peronosporales, Peronosporaceae.
AUGGUCUUAUCUAGCGGCUUGAACACUCGCCAUGGUCUCGUGGAGGCCGUGGUGAAGGAGCGAUUCAUCGUCAACCCGUUCACGGAGCUCGCGCUGACCGAGCACGACCACGAGCAGCUCAAGGAACUGGCGAACAACCUCAUCUGGGCCAACCUCGACAAGUACACGACGUACCAGGACGAGAAGAAGAAGGGCGUGGAUCCGCGACGUUGGAAGCUCUGGAAGCAGCGCCAAGGCAUCGAUAUGUACGUCGAGCGUCAAGGAACUGCGUCCGCGGGCGAGAACAUCACGUGCAACGGCUUGCCUGGAACCUGGGGCAUCGGUAACAAAGAGGGCAAACUGGACGACCUGAUGUUCGGUCUCGUCAGCCCCACACUCGAAGCCAUGCGCGUCAAGGCCUCGUACGUUGACGACUUCAGUGGAGCUGCUGUGCUAGACAGCAUAGUCGAGCCAUCGCUGGACGAGCCGUCGACAUCCCCUUUGCCUCAACGAACCUGGUCAAGAACCGCGACUAUUAUAUACGUGUACAUCGAUGCCACGGGCGAGCGCUUGGCCUAUCAUCUCAUGCACUCGGUGAGCUUCCCGAAGACACCCGAUCUUCCCAACCGCGUGCGCGGCAACAUGCCCGCGCUUGCGUUUUGGCGCCAGGUCGGGCCCAACACUAUGGAGCUCUUUGGUACGUCCGUGAUGGAUCCUGGUGGUGAUGUGAUCAAGAUGAUCGCUGUCCCCAACAUGACCGGAGUCUUCUUCUGCACGCUGAAGUACGCCUAUUGCGGACAGAUGAAGAAGCUUAACUUCAUGCUGGACAAGAAGUACGCCGAGUCCAAGCAGCACGGUGGAAAAAUGUCUGCGUGA